CUCCAGUCAUUAACAAGUUUAGGCUCAUCAAGGAGCAGAAGGAAAUUGAGAAACAGAUCCAGAAUGAAAAGGACAUCAACAAGAGUCGCUUAGCCAGCGUCAAGAAGGGUACUUGGUCUGUGUAAUCUCUAGGCCAAGCUCUUACAUUUGAAGAGUUCAAAUAAGCAAAGCACGUUGGGAAAGAAUACACUCAGUACGUAGGUUCUUUCAGUCUAAAUUCUUUCUUCGUCUUCUCAUUUCAAGUCCCAACGGGGCCACCCACAUUUUAGUCCAAGCAGCCCAGGCUGAGAACAAGAUCAAGACAUUAGCCAACAAAGCUCAGUACUUGAAUAGAGCUGUUAAGGAUCUUAAAGCCAAAUAAGAAGAAAGUCAUGAGAAAAAUAGGAAAGAAAAUAGCUGACUCCUUUGGCAACAAAAAGGUGAUACAAAAAUUUAAAAGAAAACCUGAACAAAAGCAAGAAACUGAGGAGAAUAAGCUUAACUUGAGGUCCCAAACGUUGCGAACUUCACCAGCGAGUCUCAAAAGCAGUAGCCUAAACCGCAAAAUUACAACAAAAAUGAAGCUAGAAAACACCCAAAAUAUUAUCCAUGAACAUAUUGAAGAAAAUAUAUCUCAAGAGAAAUAGCUUGGGAGAUCUGGAGCUGAAUGAGACUAUCAUCAAGAACAUUGAGGAGGAGAAAUUGGACCAUGAGGUACCACUAGAGGAUUCUCCCAAGAACCCUAUUGAGAAAGCCACACAUCUAAAGGAAUUAUUCUCCAAUCUGAGCAAAUAAACAAAGCAAAGAGAUAGAAGUUAAGGAAGAAAAUUUACUAAUGGAUCUCUAUUUCCAUACUAUCAAUAACAGCCAUAUCUUUGAUAAAACUGAGAGCAAGACCAACUUCAAGAAGGGAGAGCGAACAUUAGUUCAGUCUAUUGUCACUCGGUCAAUGGACUACUCAAAAGGCAUGUUUAGGUACCAAAAUGGAAGGAAAAGUUCUGUCAAAUAAAUAGCCAAUUUUUGUCUUUAAACAGGCCGAAAAUAGUAAAAUCUCGGCCAAAGAAAAUCAAAAUUAUAAAGAAGGCCUACCAGCCUGACAUGGCAGAGAUCAUGGAAUCUCCAACUCUAAACUCAAAAAUCAGCAACAAAUUAAUGAAGAAAAAUCCAAAUAUUUUAAUUUCCAAGAGUCGCUAUCGACUAAGAUCACAAAAUUUGCCAGAAUUUAGCCCAAAGCAGAGAUUCUCAUCAAGAGGCAAUAGUUCUGUAAAGCCGAAUAAUCAUGACCGGAAUGGAUUGCCUCCUAUUCAUCCAAUCAGGAAAGACGAAUCCAAACACUUUCUCUCUAAGAGAUCGAGUAAUGACAGUGUGAGAAUCACUCCGAAAUCUAAUAAAAUAUUCCCUUGGAACCGAAAACCAAGCAACCGAUAUCAAAUAGCCAAGCAGAAAAUGGAGAGGAGCCGAGACUACUGGAUCUCAAAUGUUAAAACCAGACUUAAAAGUCCUGAAGAGAUUCAGAAAGAGUACAAGCUCCUUAGAGAAUCUAGAAGUGCUCCAGCCAAUGAAGAGGAGUUCAGGUUUGUCACACUUGAACAGCUAUCUAUAAGCAAAGGGAAUAGGAUCCAGUUCUUUCGAAGAUAGAUUCAAUAUUAAGGUUUACAAGGG
Molecule: messenger RNA, 1641 nt
Organism: Moneuplotes crassus
Lineage: Eukaryota; Ciliophora; Spirotrichea; Euplotida; Euplotidae
Source: the annotation of a GenBank genome assembly